CCCUUGCCAAGUGCCAAAGGUCCAAGAGUUGAGUGACUGAGCAGGGAUACGGUCUGCUUCACAGUAGAACAAUUGGUUUGUGCAGUUUGGACCGGCAGCUGUUAGAGACAUGGGCAACUCAAACGGAUGCACCGUGGACGACCUGCAGGCUGUGGAGAUGCACCUGUGGUACAAGAAGUUCAUGACGGAGUGUCCGUCCGGCCAGCUCACUCUGCACGAGUUCAAGCAGUUCUUCGGGCUGAAGGGGUUGGACCCAGAGGCCAACGCCUACAUAGAGCAGAUGUUCCGGACGUUUGACAUGAACAAGGAUGGCUACAUAGAUUUCAUGGAGUAUGUGGCGGCUCUGAGUCUGGUGAUGCGGGGAAAGAUGGAGCACAAGCUUCGCUGGUACUUCAAACUCUAUGACGUCGACGGAAACGGCUGCAUUGACCGCUACGAACUCCUGAACAUCAUCAGGGCAAUCCGGGCGAUCAAUGGAAACGACAGUCAGGAAACAGCCGCAGAGGAAUUCACCAACAAAGUCUUUGAUAGGAUUGACAUCAACGGAGAUGGUGAGCUGUCUUUGGAGGAGUUCGUGGAAGGCGCUCGCAGUGACGAAGACUUCAUGGAGGUGAUGAUGAAGAGUUUGGACCUUCGUCACAUCAUGGCGAUGAUCCACAGCAGGAGGCACAGCGUUUAGCUGCCUCACCCUCAUUCACAACGCCGCCUCUUUGGAAAAAAAACUCUUUUAUAUUUAAAAGUGAGAUUUUCUGUUUGGUUUGACUCCAACGUAACGUGAGGCCGUACCUCUGAAAACAGACGUUUUAUGAGUUUAAUCUCCAAAUGAGCGACAUUUAUGCACUUUAAAAACGGGCUGAUUCACUCCGGUUACGAAGGAUGAUCUGUAAGAAAGUCAAUCCUGAGCUGAGCUCCACGGAUCUGUUUUUAUUUUCUGUAUCGAUGUCCCUCAUAAGGUUAAAUUAGUCGAGUCUACAGGAGAAAGUACGACUGUUUAACGUGAAUAUGAUUAGCUGGAAAACAGGAACCUUAAGAGAUUUAGUCCAGAAUAGACAUUUUCUAUUUUUUCUGUGUUUAAAAGCCAAAUUUAGUAGCAGGUUUUGUUGUUUUGAAGUGUCUUUGGGUGUUUUAUUGACUGACGUGUUUGGCUUAAUAAUAUAGAAUAUCCUGGUUCUGUUGUCAGCUGUACUCAUCUGGUGCCUUCACUGCACAGUGUUUAAUUUCAGCUUUUCUCUAUUUAUACACUGAAACAAAUCCCAAUAAAAACCUGAUAAGAAGUACAUUUCUGUCUUAACUAAAUGAAAUGUGUCCAAUUAUGAAUGCAGUUUUAAUUUUUAUUGUUUAAAGCAAGAAAAUGAGUAAAUUUUUUAGUUAUUUUGAUGUAUCAGAUUAAAUGUUUCAGCAUUUUUCUGUCAUAUAAACAAAUAUCUGACCCACAAGUAUUUGAGACAUUUACUUGAAGGAAAAGUGUCUAUAAAUAAAUAUACUGCACUUUCUUUUGAACUUGCUUUUUAUCUACCAAUUUGCACAUGUUUAAAACAUGCUAAGCAGAACAUGCAUGUAACACAAAUGAGAAAAAAUUAAAGUUGAAAAUGGAAAAAAUGCAAACAAAACUCAAAUACAGUGAAAGAUUGUUGUUAAUGACAAAAUGAGGACGAGAUUAAAAUACAAGUUUUGUAGAUUUUGCACUAAAUUAUCAACUGAGGCAAAGCAGACUGGAUGUUUAUUUUCCUCAUCUUAUAUUAACAAGAAAUGCAGAAGAAGAAAAAAAUGUAGACAACUCAAAUUGCAGAGGUGGUGUAAACAAAAAAAGCACACGUUGCUUUGUUCAGUUCAAAAGGACUUGAGUAAAAUGUGCAUCAAUGAAUCCAAGGUCAGGUCAGGACAAAAUAAAAAUAAAAACGGGUGAAACUACAAAGCAAAGAGGUGCAUUUAUGCCUGGGAGGAAG
Molecule: messenger RNA, 1946 nt
Organism: Xiphophorus maculatus (southern platyfish)
Lineage: Eukaryota; Metazoa; Chordata; Actinopteri; Cyprinodontiformes; Poeciliidae
Gene: guca1aa
Product: guanylate cyclase activator 1A
Exons: 4
Coding region: 110-679 (189 amino acids)
Molecular function (GO): calcium sensitive guanylate cyclase activator activity; calcium ion binding
Source: RefSeq, a predicted model, not a curated record